Molecule: messenger RNA, 717 nt
Organism: Eutrema salsugineum
Lineage: Eukaryota; Viridiplantae; Streptophyta; Magnoliopsida; Brassicales; Brassicaceae
Exons: 1
Coding region: 1-717 (238 amino acids)
Molecular function (GO): RNA-DNA hybrid ribonuclease activity; nucleic acid binding
Source: RefSeq, a predicted model, not a curated record
AUGUCAUCCUCCUUCUUUACUAACUUUCAUUAUGUGAUUGCAUGUCAUGAGAAAGCAAAGGCUAUUGAUGAUCCUUGUGCUUGGAUUCCGUGGAUUUUAUGGAGAAUAUGGAAAAACAGUAAUUCUGUGGUCUUUAAGGGUCUAGAUUUUGAUGCGCAAAUAACCAUUAGUAAAGCAAAGGAGGAUGCAAUGGAAUGGGAUGAAAGAAAUAGGAUAGCUAAUGUUUCCUUGCAGAGGAACACGGAUAAUGAAGAGAGAAAGAGUUGGAAACCACCACCGGUUGAGUGGCUUAAAUGUAAUACAAAUGCGUCUUGGUUGUUGGUGGAAGAGAGAUGUGGUAUUGGUUGGAUUCUCAGGGAUGAAUUUGGAAACUUUAAGUGGAUGGGUGCAUGGACAAUACCGAAAGUAAAGUCAGCUUUAGAAGCGGAAGCUGAGGCUCUUUGUUGGGCUCUAAGGAUGAUGGUUAGUCUUGGAUACCAGAAAUUGAUUUUAGAGACUGACUCUUUAAACUUGGCAAAGUCUGUGAAUCAAGAAACAACUUUCUCUCAACUGGCCCCAAUCAUCCAAGACAUUAGGUCCAUGCUUACCCAAAUACCAGAGGUGAAAGUUGUGUUCUAUCAUAGAGAGGGUAAUGAAGCGGCCAACAGAAUAGCGAAGAAAUCAAUCUCUAGUAGUAUAAGACCAUGUUUAUUAAAGAGACCCAUGAAAGUUUCUUAA